Messenger RNA from Colletotrichum graminicola M1.001, 1980 nucleotides. RefSeq lists its product as uncharacterized. The coding region runs from base 1 to 1980 and encodes 659 amino acids. The record is from RefSeq and is a predicted model, not a curated record. NCBI's taxonomy places the organism in Eukaryota, Fungi, Ascomycota, Sordariomycetes, Glomerellales, Glomerellaceae. The transcript has a single exon. Gene Ontology annotation, molecular function: protein binding.
AUGCGCCCGAUCAAGGCGGCCACGCGAUGGAGGGCGGUGAGCCGCAACACCGACAAAGCCUCGAUUCUCACUCUCUUGGGCAUCUCGGAAAUCCUCAAAGUCCGCGGAAAAUGGCUCAUGGCCCUGAGGCUCGGGAUCAUCGCCCUGCAGCAGUCGCAGGGCCUGGGGACUUUGACCGAGGGCCUGGCCUUGUUGAGCGUCGGCCACGCCUACCGCAACCAAACCCCGGAGAAUUGGAUCGCCGCCCAGCACCAUCUCCGGAUGGCCAAACUGCUCCUCGAGGGUCUUCCAACGAGCGAGGACCAGACCUUUUACCUGAUGCGCGCCGUCCUGCUGCUCGGCGACACCCUCGUGCGCCGUGAGGAUUUAGGCGACAUUGCCGAGGCCGAAGAGUUGGCCCACCUGGCUGAGCGCCUGCUCCGUCAAAGCCGCGAGCGACCGGGCAAGUCCUUCCGCUGGACGCUCUUCACCGGUUCGUGGCGUGAUUUUUGUGUGCAUUCCAUGGUCGAGCUUGGCGAGAUUUACUAUUACACGAGUCGCUGGGCCGAGGGAGAAAAGCUGCUCCGUGAGCUCGUACCGACGCUGGUUAAGAGGAGGGGCAAGCGCCAUGUAACAACCAUCGAAGCCCAGCGUGACCUGGCGAGCAUGUUGGUCAACCAGGACAAGUACGAGGAGGCUGAGAUGGCUUAUCGAAUCGCACGAGAUUGGAACGAGGAAGUUCCCGUCUUUGGUCAUGAGGAGAAGGCUGCCAUUGACUAUAAUAUUGCAAUGUGCCUGUCCGAGCGCGGUAGGGAUCAGGAAGCCCGGGUGGAGAUCGGCAACAUGGAUCUGGCAGCCGACCUCCUGCACUACGCCAACGGCGAAUGGACUCUGAAGCUGGCGAGACUCACAAGCCUUCGCCUGAAGAGAUACGAGGAGGUCGUCGCUCUCUGCCGGAGAUUCCAACGGGUAUUGGACGAGCACAGAGCACGCUUCGGGCCCUGCAGCCCUGUGACCCUGAGGAACAUGGAAGACCACGUCACGGCCCUGAAAGCGCUGCGCAGAUGGGACGAGGCGAUUUCCAUUCUCCGCGACAUGUGCCGGCGGGAGGCAAGCGACGUUGCACGUGUGGUCGAACAGACUCUUGAGACCCGGCUGAACCUCGCCCACACGCUCCGCCACGCCGGCCUCCACGAAGAAGCGGCAUACGAGUACCGCAAGUGCCUAGAAAUCGAGCGAGCGGCAUCCGACGAUUUCAAGGACGAGGCACAGAUCCGCAACAUCCUCAAGUACCUCGCGUACCUGUACGAGCUGGCAAAGGAUAAGACAAACGCGCUCAUUGCGUAUUCCCAGCUGCAGAGGGAGUAUUGGGGCCGGCCGAGCCAGCACCGGAAUUUCAUCAAAUACGAAUGGUGCAGGGGCAAAAUGUUCAUGCUGCAGGGCCGCUGGGAACAUGCGCUCAAGUUGCUUCUGAGCGCCCUCGCGGUCAAAAGGGGCGUCGAGACGGCGGUCUCCAUCAUCACUGGCUUGUCGAUUGAGGCCGUCCACGCCAUGCAGCCGGGCAGGAGAGCCCCAAGCCCAACGCAGCUCGAGAUCUUGGAAGGCGACGAUGGUACGGAUGACAACAACGGGAAACCAGUGCCCAAAUCUGCGACCCGGGACCAUGUCCAAGUCAAGGAACUUGAUCUAGAAUACGAAGAGAGUCAAUCGUGGGACGAGGUGGACUGGUGGGAAGAGGUUAUCAAGGAUGCUGUCGACGCCGUCCGACGCGAGGAGCCGUUUCAGUCCUAUACGCCUCUCGACGAGGCCGACUCGGAGGUCGAUGACGACGAGACGAACGAGACUGUGGACGCCGUCCUGACGCUGAAGAGCGGCUUUCCCGCUGUUCCCGCCAACGACGAGUGGAUGCAGCCUCAGUGGCCCCGGCUUCCGGACACAUAUGAGGAGUUGGUAGUUCAGCAAAGGAGUGUCAUAGAAGAAGGUCGGCCGUGGGUGCCGUGA